Molecule: messenger RNA, 1230 nt
Organism: Myxocyprinus asiaticus (Chinese sucker)
Lineage: Eukaryota; Metazoa; Chordata; Actinopteri; Cypriniformes; Catostomidae
Product: C-C motif chemokine 19-like
Exons: 4
Coding region: 70-411 (113 amino acids)
Biological process (GO): lymphocyte chemotaxis; cellular response to tumor necrosis factor; monocyte chemotaxis
Cellular component (GO): extracellular region
Molecular function (GO): chemokine activity; CCR chemokine receptor binding
Source: RefSeq, a predicted model, not a curated record
AGGGAGUGCAUGGACCAGGUAAGGCGUUUCUUCUGAGCACGGGUGAACUAACACAUAGCAAGGGGCAAAAUGAUGUCCUUCAACUUAAUGACACUAUGUACAUGUGUUCUGCUUGUUCUGAGCACUAGUCUAUGGAGCUGUGCAACAGCUCAAAGUGAUGUAGCAGCAGAUUGCUGUUUAACCACCAGUGACCGGCGCAUUCCUCAGCGGGUGGUGAAGUCUUUCACCAUUCAGACCGGCAAUGGAGCCUGCAGAAUUCCUGCCACUGUGUUUCUCACAAAGAAGGGCUUGAAACUCUGUGCACCCUUUCCAAGCGAGAGUUCUUGGGUCAGUGAACUGAUUGACAUCAUACUUGCAGGACCAGUACGAAAACCCCCAAAACAUAGAGGAAAGAAACUGAGUAAACAGUAACAUCACAGAUGAUGCAGGUCCAGCAAGGUCUCACACUCCAAGCAUUCACUAUGGGACUUAUUCUACAACAGAUGCUGAUAGUAGGACUUUAAUAGAAAAUGCUGAUUCUCAGGUUUACUACAUGUGUACUUUGGUGUAGCAGGUCAAAAAGUGUGAAUCUACAGUCAUUGGAAUAAGCUUUUAAAAAAAUGAGCUGUUUUUGUAAUUAACAUUUUUAUUAAAUCAUACAAUAACAAUGAAAUGUACAACAUAUAGAUAUAUAUAAAAUCAAGAUUUAAACCCCACAACCACCCCCCCCCCCCAAAAAAACCCAACCCUGUGGUCAAACAUAAAAAAAAUAUAAAAAUAAAAAUCAAACCGACACACACACACACACACACACACACACAUAUAUAUAUAUAUAUAUAUAUAUAUACACACAUUUAUGUAUAUACACAUAUACAUACAUACAUAUACAAACAUAAAUACAUACAUACACACACAUAAUAAUCAUACUAACUAUAAUACACUACUCAAAAAUUAGCUAUUUUUGAGAUGUGAACCCCAUGCCAGGUGGUCAAUAUGAAGAGAUUUAAAGAUAAUAUUUCCAUCAUUAGUUAAGGUUGUAUUUUUCUCUGCAUUGUAUAAAGCUAACUGUAUGUUUUCUGAGCCACUGAAUGAUAAGAUGCUAUUUUUCUAAAAUUUUCACAAUUGUAUUUUGAAAUAUUACAAAGAUUUUAAAUGUUUAAUAUGAAAAUUGUGUGCAUUAUUUUCCCCCCCUGAAAUAUUAAAUAAAAAAAUACAAAUAAAAGGUGCAUUGUAAGUCAUUGAUAAAUAAGA